This is a messenger RNA of Aspergillus clavatus NRRL 1, 1281 nucleotides long. Its product is annotated as putative salicylate hydroxylase. The record is from RefSeq and is a predicted model, not a curated record. The transcript has 2 exons. Gene Ontology annotation, biological process: secondary metabolite biosynthetic process. Bases 1 to 1281 code for a protein of 426 amino acids. Gene Ontology annotation, molecular function: FAD binding. NCBI's taxonomy places the organism in Eukaryota, Fungi, Ascomycota, Eurotiomycetes, Eurotiales, Aspergillaceae.
AUGGGCGCAACAGAAAAACAAUUCACCGUCGCCAUCGUCGGCGGCGGCAUCGGCGGCCUCACUCUCGCCGCGGGCCUUCUGCGCCGCAACGUCCCCGUGCAGAUCUACGAAGCUGCGGCCGAGUUCAAGGAAGUUGGACUGGGCCUGACGAUUGGCCCGGCCGCGCACCGCGCCAUGCCCCUGCUCGAUCCCCAGAUCCGCGAGAUCUAUGACUCGCUCAUCACGACGCACGCGGACAGUCCCGGGUACGAGCGGUUCCGUCAGACCUGGUUCGAGGUUGUGUGGGCGACGGGGUUGAAGGCCGGGGAGGUACUGAUGGAUCUGCAGGCUCUGCCGUCGGGGCAGACAACGGUGCGGAGAGCGGAUUUCCUGGAUGCGCUGGUGAGCUUGAUUCCGGACGGGGUUGCGCACUUCGGGAAGAGGCUGGUGGAGCUUGUUGAGACGGCUGCUGGGGUAGAGCUGCGCUUUGGGGAUGGGAGUGUGGCCACUGCAGAUGUGGUGGUGGGCUGCGAUGGAAUCCACUCGAAAGUCAAGGAGUUCAUGCUCCCGGAGGAGCAUGAGAUGGUUCGGCCGCGGUAUAGUGGCAUGUACGGGUACCGGGCAGUGUUGGACAUGGAGACGAUGGUUGAAGCGGUGGGGGACCAUCGUGCUCGGGUUGCGACCAUGUAUGUCGGAGACGGGGCGUAUGGGAUCUCCUAUCCGAUCAUGCGAGCAAAGAAGGUCAAUGUUGGUCUGUAUGUCCUGCGCGAUCAAUGGGAUGACGAGGCUUGGGUCCGUCCGGCGAGCAAGGAAGACAUGCGGAGGGACCUUGCGCAUAUGGGCGAGUAUGUGAAUCGGCUUGUCGAGCACAUGCCGGACCCUUCGCAGUGGGCCAUCUUCGAGCAUCCGCAUAGCUCCACGUACGCUCGAUCGCGGGUUGUCAUCCUGGGAGACGCGGCUCAUGCAUCAACGCCGCAUCAGGGAGCGGGUGCUGGACAGGCGAUUGAGGACUCACAUGUCCUGGCUGAGCUUCUUGGAGAUGCGAGUGUGGUGCAGGCGGAGGAUGCCGUUGCAGCGCUUCAGGCUUAUGACGCCGUGCGUCGGCCGCGGAGCCAGAGAGUCGUGGCGACUAGCAAAGAGAAUGCAUUCUUGCUUUGCUUACGGCUUACCGGAGUUGGAGGUGAUGAAGAGAGACUGAAAGCAACGUUCCAGGAGCGACUGCGGUGGCUUUGGGACAUUGAUGUGCAAGAUCAGGCAGAGAGGGCGCGGUCGAUCAUGCUGGAAGAGAUGCAAAGGCGAUGA